Molecule: messenger RNA, 2904 nt
Organism: Dreissena polymorpha
Lineage: Eukaryota; Metazoa; Mollusca; Bivalvia; Myida; Dreissenidae
Product: importin subunit alpha-1-like
Exons: 12
Coding region: 319-1887 (522 amino acids)
Biological process (GO): NLS-bearing protein import into nucleus
Cellular component (GO): cytoplasm; nucleus
Molecular function (GO): nuclear import signal receptor activity; protein binding
Source: RefSeq, a predicted model, not a curated record
AAAAAAGAUAACAUAUAAUACAACUAAGAACAAAAGUAAAAAAAUAUUUCCACACACCGCUCCAAUCAAAUAUCAACAUUUAAAAGGACCAAUCAAAUUCAGUAUUUGAAAGUCAAUCCAUCCUGUGGCACCUGAUUUGAAAACCGGUGAAAUUGGCCAGAGCACAAAACUUCAAUUAAUUCAUUUCACAAAGCCCUUGACUGCAGUGCCCCUGAAUCUGGUCAUCAUAUUCCAGUAGCUAAGUCUUUAAAACAAAAAUCCACAGAUUUUUUUUGACAUCUAUUUAUUUAUUUAACAAGCCACAAAUAACAAAAAAAGAUGCCUGAAAAAUCAAGACUGAAGGAUUACAAGAACAAGGGACGAGAUGUUGAUGAGAUGCGACGCAGGCGUCAAGACGUGUCGGUGGAGCUGCGCAAGCAGAGGAAGGAUGAUCAGCUGCUGAAGAGGAGGAACGUGGAUGUUGAUGAGGAGCCCACCAGCCCUCUUGGGGAUGCCUCAAACAGGCAAAACGCUAUUCCUGACAUGAGCAUUCAGGAAAUGAUUGCUGGGAUCAACGGCAUCGAUAGCGACAUGCAGAUGAAAGCCACACGAGCAGUCCGAAAACUUCUGUCCAAGGAACGUAACCCCCCUAUUGAUGACAUUAUCCAGUCUGGGGUUAUACCACGUCUGGUGGAGUUCCUCGCUUACAGUGACAAGGCCGAGUUGCAGUUUGAGGCGUCCUGGGCUCUGACCAACAUCGCAUCUGGCACCUCUGACCAAACAAAGGCCGUGGUGAACGCGGGUGCCGUGCCCAAGUUUAUUAAGCUGCUGGAGUCCGGUGUGCCUAAUGUGUGUGAGCAGGCUGUCUGGGCUCUAGGCAAUAUUGCUGGGGAUGGACCAGACCUUCGUGAUUUUGUAACUGACUGUGGAAUUGUGGAGCCCCUCCUUCGUCUUGUGCAAAACGAUACAAAUGCUGCCUUCCUGCGUAACGUGACGUGGACCCUGUCCAACCUGUGCCGUAACAAGAACCCGCCUCCCAACUUCAAGGUGGUGAAACAGUUCCUGCCCACGCUCAACAGACUGCUGCACCACACAGACAAGGACGUGUUGUCAGACACCUGCUGGGCUCUGUCCUACCUCACUGACGGCACUAACGACAAGAUACAGGAGGUCAUCAACAGUGGCGUGGUUCCCAGGCUGAUAGAGCUGUUACAGCACGUGGAGGUGGUGGUGGUCACCCCAGCACUGAGAUCCAUCGGAAACAUCGUCACGGGCGAUGACCAGCAGACUCAGCAUGUGAUAGACUGCAAGGCGCUGCCAGUGUUCCAGAAGCUACUGCGCCACCCGAAGAUCAACAUUCAGAAGGAGGCCGCAUGGACUAUCUCAAACAUCACGGCGGGCAACUCCGAGCAGAUACAGCACGUACUCGACUGUGGGCUGCUGCCACUCAUCAUUGACAUACUCAAAAAUGGUGACUACAAGAGCCAGAAGGAGGCGGUGUGGGCGGUGACCAACCUGACCUCCGGGGGCUCCAUGGAGCAGAUAGGCACGCUGGUCAACAUGGGCGUGAUCCCUCACCUGUGUAACAUGCUCACUGUCAAGGAGUCCAAGGUCAUACUGGUCAUACUGGACGCCCUCGGCAACAUACUGCUGGCUGCGGAGAGGGCCGGCCCCGAGGUUACAAAUGCAUUGACUAUAAUGAUCGAGGAGAACGGAGGGCUGGACAAGAUAGAGGCACUGCAAGGCCACGAGAACGAGACAGUUUACAAGGCAUCGCUAGAGCUCAUUGAGAAAUACUUCACUGGCGAGGAAGAGGACCAGAACCUCGCGCCAGAAGUAGAGGAAGGGGCCACGGCGUACCAGUUCACUGCAGCCUCCAUGGCCCCUCCACAGCAGUUCUCCUUCUGAGAACCCUCCUAUCCCUUGGACCCCUGGUGCCUGACAGGAGGGGCCCCUCCUCCCGUACCUUUCCCGUCCUAUGGCUAGUCUUUCAUGAGGAUCUCUAGACAUUCACUGUGUACAAUCAACUCUAUACAGUAUCUUUAUACUCUGACCUGCUUUCAACUCUUCUGCCACUUUGAUUUCCUUUCAAAAUUUCACUUUGAUAUUCUUUUCCAUCUUUUACAUCAUAUUUGUUUCACCAGAAUGACUUGACUUUAUUUUCGACACUUGACUGACAGGUGCUUAUGUUCGUUUCAUAUGUAUUCAUUUUUUUUUUCAACUGAUUUUUCCAAUAUUUCUAAGACAUUAUACAUGGAUGUCAAGAAUGUUUUGCUAUGUUGAUAUAAGUGUGAAGAUGUGCUGGUUUGUGCUGUGUGUUGGUUUUAUAUUUACCUUUGAUUGAUUUUGGAAGUGCUAUUUCUAUAUGUAUGUGAAACAGAAAUUGUGCUAAAUGUUAUGUCAAUAUGUAAUAUAUUAAAUUUUGGUGAAUGGUUGCACACAUUAAUGUUGCACGCUUAUUGUAUAUGAAUUGCUGGUAUUUUUUUAUAUGAUCACUUUGAUUUUUAUAUGCAAUCGUAAAAUUAUUCCUUCCCGGUAUAUUUUAUGAUGUAAUCCGUUUGUAACUUUAUAAAACCGAGAGAGUUUAAUAAUUUUCUUUCGCAUAUGUCAUGUAAUUUGCAUAAUAGGUAAACAGAUAAAAAGCAAGAGUUGUAGCAAAUUAAAGUAGUACAAUUUUGACGCAAUAGCUUCCUUUGGAGUUUACUGUCGGUACUAUUUAAAUGACUUAAGUAUAGAAUGGCCCAAGUUUUAAUGUUUUGUUCAUGGAUAAUCAUAAAUGUGCAAUAGUGCAUACAAAGUAUACGUUGAAAACUACUCCAGUACUCGCCUUUUUUCUCCUCUAUUUGAAUCUCUGUAAAGCUAUUUUGUACAUUUAUUUACGAUGUGGUGGAACAAUAUUAUGUGAAUAAAUUAUUGGCAGAAUGA